This is a messenger RNA of Dibothriocephalus latus, 435 nucleotides long. Lineage: Eukaryota; Metazoa; Platyhelminthes; Cestoda; Diphyllobothriidea; Diphyllobothriidae. The record is from the annotation of a GenBank genome assembly.
AUGAAAGCAAGCCCGGAGCUCAACGGGAAGCUGAAUCUCAUCGUGACGGCAGAACAUGGCAUGGCACAAAUACCUCUACAGAAUCGAAUCGAGCUUCAUAAGGUUUUAACAUAUAGCAAAAUGUACAAAGGAAGUAACUCUCCGGGACUGGUCGGACUCUGGCCGCAACCAGGAUACAACGCAACAUUCCUCUAUCAAAAAAUCAAUGACUCAAUCACGGCCGGUACUCUCAAAAACUGCCGAGUAUGGCUCAAGGAAAACCUGCAAGAACCUUUCCAUUUGGCCAGGAGCUACCGCAUGCCGCCCGUGUUCCUACUUGGUGAUUCUGGUUACCUGGUUAACAUUCAGAAAAACUCAUUUACUAUUAAGCCAGACAAAAAAGGUACGUACUGUGCAUUAGCAGCUUUGCUGUUUGCAUUCCUUUUCUUACCUUGA